AUGUUAUCAAAACGAAGAAUCGUUGCUUGUAGUAUGUUGAUGGUUAUUGGAUUGGUGGCGGUGUUUUUGCUUUGGUGGGCUAGUAGAAAAGGCUCCUCUACCUCUACUAAGUCUUCUCAAUCUACUUCUAGCCCUGGUGGUACUGCUACUCCGCCACCAAAGAGUAGUGGAGAAAAUCAGUAUCAACCGCCAGUUAUCCCGCCUCCACAGCCAGUGAAAGCUAACAUAAUCCAGCCUAGUGGCCAGAAAACAUCAGCUGUCAUUGCUGGUACAAUCAAUAAUCCCAAUACACCCCAUCCACUUAAACCUGGCGUUAGUCUUGCAAUGGGCGGUGAAAUAGCUCAUUAUAAUGAUGCCAAUCUAGUUGCGAGUGCAACUGAAUCGGAUCCAAUCGAGAUCAUUGCAUCUAAGCAAAAAGCAAUGCUUCAGGAUAUAGUCAGUGCUUCGCAGAAAGCGAGUAUUGAUAAGAAUGCUAAUGUGAUCGUGCGGUUUGAAAACACCAUUAUCUUCUUUACUAUGUCAGAUAUAGACAAUCAAAGUAUGCAACCUAGUCAUGUUCAAAAAAUCAACCAGUUCCGGCACAAACUAGAAAUUGAGCUUUACAUUCAUUCUGAUAAGAAUAAGCUAAGUACUUUGGAGGUCAAACGUAUUCUUGGGUUCUUGAGUCAGCAUAAUGUCAAUAAUGUUGGUUGUUUGUACGUUCACAAUGCAACUAUUGAUGCGACCUUAGCUCCGGGCUUGCUAUCUAUUUGUUCGAAACUCAGUAAGCUUGAAUUGCUAGAUACUACCUGUACUGUUGAACUCCUGGGCAUCCUGGCUAUUAAGAUAAACUCUUUCCGCGGGAUUGCCUUCACGGGCUCAUGCAGUAUUACCCCGGGACCAGCACAGAAUGAGCCUAGAGACCUUUCUAAUAUUAUCAGUCUUGGAUUUAGCAAUGUUCCGGACAACAGCACGUUAUUGGUAAUGGUAUUCCAGCAGAUGAGGUUUCCCAACAUACGUAUUCUCUCGCUUGAGUCCAUGCAUAUUUCGCCCCAAAAGAUGCAGGUUAUACCGCUAGAUAAACUGGCGGUUUUCAAAGUGCUUAGUGCGCGCAUAGAAGACAGUGGAUUCUUCGCCCUACUUAAUCAACUUACUUAUGUGCAAACUCUAAUUCUGCUGGACAUUACUCUUGCCCCUAGUGUCAAGAUAAAUCCGAAGUCUUUUAAGCUGGAUAUUCAUCCUGGCGACUUAUCCAUUGACCAAAAGCUGUUUGAGAUGUUAGAUCUAUCUGUAUUUGACAAAACUGAGCGCAAUAUGUGUAUUCAGGUUCUAUUCACGGUGCAGGAUCAGACAAAGACAACCCAUCCUUACGAAACCCUUUUCUUCUUAUUCAACCAUCAUAUGGGCGCCCUUACAAUUCGGACGGAUGAAAACAAAGAUAGUUUGGCCGUGCCCAGCUUUUUACAACUUGAAACUAUUCCCUUUGCCCGGAAUCCACGGGUUUCUAAGCUCUAUUGGGUUUCCAAGAAGUUAAUGGCCGCUACCAAACACCAGGAGCUCAUAACCCAAAUCUCCAAAGCUCUAACGGCCGCUCCCAUCAACACCUUGAUUGUUAUGCACGACAUUCAAGUGGCCACAUAUGUAGACAUCAGCGAUAUUUUGCACUACCAAACACUCUUCCCUCAUCUUACACAGUAUGCAGUCUAUAAUGUCAAGUUUGUAGGAAACACUGAGUCGUACGAUGCCGAUACGGAUCUAUUGGCAAGGAAGCUCGCUUCUAAAUGUUCAGUGCUCUUUAAGACCAACACCCAUGCCGACCAGAAGCUCUUGAAAGCCUAUCAGGACAUGGCCAAAACAUCCCUUGAUGAGGUGGCUGCGCUUCUCGACUCAGUUGAAUAG
Molecule: messenger RNA, 1878 nt
Organism: Nematocida homosporus
Lineage: Eukaryota; Fungi; Microsporidia
Exons: 1
Coding region: 1-1878 (625 amino acids)
Source: RefSeq, a predicted model, not a curated record